Molecule: messenger RNA, 1521 nt
Organism: Nematostella vectensis (starlet sea anemone)
Lineage: Eukaryota; Metazoa; Cnidaria; Anthozoa; Actiniaria; Edwardsiidae
Product: bolA-like protein 2
Exons: 2
Coding region: 98-355 (85 amino acids)
Biological process (GO): intracellular iron ion homeostasis
Cellular component (GO): nucleus; cytosol
Molecular function (GO): 2 iron, 2 sulfur cluster binding
Source: RefSeq, a predicted model, not a curated record
CCGCUGACAAGAUCGACAGUCGCACAGGAGUGAGAAAAAAAAAAGCACGAUUCAUUUUAUUUUGCGUUUGGCUCAUUUUUUUUCUCCUUAUUUCAAGAUGAGUAACGUUUGUCAACUUGUCGAGGAAAAGUUGAAGAAAGAGUUUGAGGCUUCACACGUGGAAGUAAAGGACUUGUCCGAUGGGUGUGGUGCCAAAAUUGAGGCAGUCAUAGUGUCAGAGAAAUUCCAAGGAAAGCCGUUACUUCAGAGACAUAAGAUGGUCUACGGCUGCCUUGAAGAAGAAAUGAAGACCAUUCAUGCAUUCUCCCAAAAGACAUAUACCCCAGAGCAAUGGGCUAAACAACAAGCUAACUGAAUAUAUGGGUUGAACCAAACAGAAAACUCCAGCAUUGAGAAAUUAAUACAAGAAAGCUUGAUAAGUAGAUUUGAAAAAAUGAAGAGAGACUGAAAAUGAAUUAAAGCAACAAAGACGUGCCUUGAAAGACAGCUUUAUAAAAAAAUGAAAAAUGACCCAUUUUUCUCUUCACCUGGAUAAAGUAGUAACAGACAGACAAAAGGAAGUAAUAUCAAACAAUCAACAAUAAUCACAAAAUCAAAACCAAACUUUUAUUUUUAUUCAAUACUGAUAGAUGCAUACUGCAUCCUCGGGGACCCAGGGCGUCGCGUAGAUCGGGCACACAGGGAGCGUGCGAGAAAGAAAGAGGAGGAAAAGACGUCUCUAUUUAUUCCCAAACCAUAAAGCUACCAGAAUAAAGCUAAAAACAUGCACCACUAAAGUUUGUAUCCUACAGCUUUGACCUUGGUUCUGGUUUGAAAACGUAUGGUUUCUAUUUUAUGUUUUGAUCGUAUGUUUAUUUCAAGUCUAUAAUUCUUCCUAUAUUAUUGAUGAAACUUUGUGAAAAAAACCUAUACCAUAAAAAAGGUUACCGUAAUGAUUUGAACAAGCGCCCUCCUUAAAAAAAGUGCCCCGCCCUAAUAAGGCCCCCCUCGACCUCGAAUUUUGGAAUUAAUGACUACUUGAAUUGUGUAAAUCUUCACUUUACUUAGCUCGCAGACCAUUCUCACGUUACAAUGAUAUUGUCAUCGAUUUAUAAAAAUGAAAAUAUAUAGAUUUAGGCACUGCCUAAAAGCGGAGCCAGCUUUAUUACCAUAUUAUCAUAUAGAGAAUCUUUGGGCAGUUUAGGGGUAUGGCGUUUCAGUUAAUCGCAAAUUAAGUUUUGUUUUCAGAAGUUGGUAUUAUCCGACGAAGUGAAAUAAGCGUCCCCUCUCCAAUAAGACUAGCGCCCGGUAUAUUUUUAAAUAUUACAUCGACUUAUGGCAUGACUUAGCUUUGUUCUUCUUGAAUGUUUUUUUUUUCUAUUGAUGAAUUAUAAAUUUUUAAAAAAGAAUCUAAAUACUGUAAAAAAACACGUGAUAUAAAUAAAUAACGCCAUGGAUAUCUAACCCAAAAAGCAAAUACAUUAUGUUACAAAAAUGUGGUUAUAUUUGAGCUAAAGAAUAAAUAUUUCAUAUUCCUCUAAA